This is a messenger RNA of Ambispora leptoticha, 297 nucleotides long. The record is from the annotation of a GenBank genome assembly. NCBI's taxonomy places the organism in Eukaryota, Fungi, Glomeromycota, Glomeromycetes, Archaeosporales, Ambisporaceae.
GAACUUCAAGAUGAUGAAAGAUCAAUACGAGCAUUUAAAAAUAGAUCGAAUUUUGGACCGCAUUAUCUCGCGAAAUCACGUUCAACAACUUCUUUGAGAUCGUCAUAUUAUACACAACCAUCUCUUUUUUCACCUAUAGUAACAUCCUCUCUAGCAGCAAACUCGUUUCUUCGUGACGCGGGAGAACGAUCGCCAACUGAUGUGGUGGAAGAUAUAUUUUCCAACGCAAAUAUAUAUGUGCAGGCACCUAAUAGUGAUAGUGAGGACGACGACGAUAAAAAAGAGCAGAAAGAGUGA